Molecule: messenger RNA, 3252 nt
Organism: Amyelois transitella
Lineage: Eukaryota; Metazoa; Arthropoda; Insecta; Lepidoptera; Pyralidae
Gene: Gpo1
Product: glycerol-3-phosphate dehydrogenase, mitochondrial
Exons: 16
Coding region: 351-2510 (719 amino acids)
Biological process (GO): glycerol-3-phosphate metabolic process
Cellular component (GO): mitochondrion; glycerol-3-phosphate dehydrogenase (FAD) complex
Molecular function (GO): glycerol-3-phosphate dehydrogenase (quinone) activity; calcium ion binding
Source: RefSeq, a predicted model, not a curated record
ACUCACUCGACUGGGAAUCUCGGAUCGACCGAACAAAACGCUACAGCUGUACCUAGUCAGUCAGUAGGUCGUGCAUUUACCGGGUAUGUGGUGCGCCCGGUUGCGCGUUGUAGUCAUUUACGUACGAUUAGCUAAUAAUUUUAGUUAACAUUAACAUAGUGUAUAACUACAUAUUUAUAAAAGUUAACAGUGAUGUAUCCAAAUAGUGUUUCACAUAUACAAGUUUCAUUUUAGGAAAAAUAACGAGAAUUUAUACAGGCCGUUGACGUCCUUGCACAUUAGAUUUAGUUUUUGUUUAUUGUAAAUCACAGUUCAUGGUUUUGCCAGGUUUUCUUCAAUUAUAAAAGAAAAUGUCUAGAAGAAAAGUAAUAAUAGGCGGUGCAGGAGCCGCGGGUGCCCUUGUGGCGGCGUGGGCUCUCGGAGCGGAUGACUCAGUUGCCAAUUGGUACAGUCCAAAAGUGGGGGCUAGGACAGAACGCAAGAAGCGCCCCCUACCGUCCCGGACAGAACAAGUAACCGCUUUGCAAGCCGGACACACGUAUGAUAUCCUGAUCAUUGGAGGAGGCGCUACGGGCGUCGGAUGCGCCCUAGACGCCACUACUAGAGGUCUUCGCACCGCUCUCGUGGAGAAGGACGACUUCGCCAGCGGCACUUCAAGUCGAAGCACGAAACUGAUCCACGGCGGCGUACGGUACCUCCAAAAAGCCAUCAUGCAACUUGACUACGACCAGUACAAAAUGGUGAAGGAAGCGUUACACGAAAGAGCUAACAUGUUGGAGGUCGCGCCGCAUCUCACAAGGCCGCUGCCUAUCCUGUUACCCGUCUACAAAUGGUGGCAAGUACCCUACUAUUGGUUCGGCAUUAAGAUGUAUGACUUGGUAGCCGGCGACAGAAACGUGAAGAGUUCCUACUACUUGUCUAAAAAGAACACUCUUGAACUAUUCCCUAUGUUGAAAUCGGACAACCUUUGUGGCGGCAUCGUGUACUAUGAUGGCCAACAAGACGACGCGCGUAUGAACUUAGCCAUCGCAUUGACGGCAGCUCGACACGGGUGCACCAUCGCCAACCACAUCAGCGUUACGCAGCUCCAUAAAGCUGGCGGGAAACUCACUGGCGCUAGGUUGAAGGAUGAAAUGACCGGUAAGGAAUGGGACGUAAAAGCGAAAUGCAUCAUCAACGCGACUGGCCCCUUCACGGACAGCAUCCGCAAGAUGGACGACCCGUCUGUUCCGGAGAUCUGCUGUCCGUCUUCCGGCGUCCAUAUUGUAUUGCCAGGAUACUACAGUCCGGAACACAUGGGCCUCCUGGACCCAGCCACAUCAGACGGCCGCGUGAUCUUCUUCCUGCCCUGGCUGAAGGGAACCAUCGCAGGAACCACCGACCUUCCGUGCCAGGUCACACACAACCCGAAGCCCACUGAGGACGAGAUCCAGUUCAUCCUCACUGAAGUCAAGAACUAUUUGAACCCUGAUGUUGAAGUCCGGCGCGGCGACGUGCUGUCGGCGUGGUCGGGCAUCCGGCCGCUGGUGUCGGACCCCAACAAGCCGGACACGCAGUCGCUGGCGCGCAACCACAUCGUGCACGUGUCGCCCGCCGGGCUCGUCACCAUCGCCGGCGGCAAGUGGACCACGUACCGCGCCAUGGCCGCCGAGACCAUCGACGCUGCUAUACAGAGUGCCAAUUUAAAGCCACUGUUCCGCGAAUGCCAAACGGACGGGUUCCUGAUCGAAGGCGCUCAUGGCUGGACUCCCACCAUGUACAUCAGAUUAGUGCAGGACUUCGGCUUGGAAAUGGAGGUAGCACAACACUUGGCCAAAUCCUACGGAGAUAGGGCGUUCGCAGUCGCCAAGAUGGCGGCGAUGACCGGCAAAAGGUGGCCCAUCAUCGGCAAGAAAGUUCACCCCGAGUUCCCUUACAUUGACGCUGAAAUCAGAUACGGCGUCCGCGAGUACGCUUGCACAGCCAUUGAUAUGAUAGCUCGUCGCCUGCGGCUCGCCUUCCUCAACGUGCAAGCCGCCGCCGAAGCCCUGCCCGCUAUCGUGGACAUCAUGGCGGAAGAGCUCAAGUGGAGCGACGCAGAGAAGAAGCGCCAAAUCCAACUGGCCAGCGACUUCCUCGCCAAUGAGAUGGGUCAAAUGGUGAACCGUGCGAGCCGCGACAAGAUUCCCAUCAACCUGAGCAAGGACGAGAUCCAGACAUACAUCAAGCGGUUCCAGAUCAUAGACAAAGACAGGAAGGGCUUCGUCUCUAUCAACGAUAUCAGGAGGAGUUUGAAGAACUACGGCGAGGAGGUGACCGGCGAACAGUUGCACGAAAUUCUGAAAGAGAUCGACACUAACAUGAACGGCCAAGUCGAACUCGACGAGUAUUUGCAGAUGAUGUCGGCUAUCAAAUCUGGCCACGUGGCGUACUCACGCUUCGCAAGAAUGGCUGAAAUGGAGGAGGAACAUCACGAAAAGGAGGUUCUUAAGAAGAAGAUCACAGUGGAAAGAAGUGGAGGCGGCUUGUAAACUAAUGAUCAAUUUGAAACUCAAUCGCAACAAAGAAUAGAUUUAAGGAUACAAUACACAAAUCUGCCCAAAGUAUUAUGUCCGAAUAUAUAAAGUACAAUUUUUAUUUAAUUCCAUAUCAUUAAAUAACGUCCUUUAUCGAAUGAUAUACCUCAGAACAAUAACUUUGAUUCUGAGUUUUGAGUUCAACACGUUUUGUUGUAAACAUAUAGUUGUGAACAAAGUUUUUCUAAUUUAUUCUUCAAUUAUAAUACAACUUCUUCAUCAAUUAUAUCAAUACUAACUUCUCCUUAAAUUGAAAAAAUUAAAAUCAGUUAUUUAAACGAUUAUUGUCUCAACUCGAAUAGUUAUUGAUCAUUUAAUUUGUAACAGAUAGGUUCAUAUUGAAAAAAAAUAAUUAUUAACUUUUAUCAAGUCAACUUUAAAUUUACGAGUUAAUUUAUUUUGAAUUGUACAAGGAAUACUUUUAGUCAGUAAAAAGUGAAAUUAUUUGGUUGUAAGACGAAACGUUAUAGUGAUAUUUUAAAUAGUUAUUUUUAUGGGUUAUUUAUUUUUUGUUUAACAGCAAUCUAUUGUAAAUAGACACAUGUAUUCAAAGAAAAUGUACCUACAGUGUCAGUUUAUAAUGUAUAAAUAACAACACUGUAACUUGUAAAAAGACACUAAUAGUAAUCAUAAUUCAUUAAUUCAUAUCUGUAUUUUUUAAUGUUAUAAUUGUGCAAUAAAAUUUACAUCAAUUUCA